Molecule: messenger RNA, 526 nt
Organism: Neurospora crassa OR74A
Lineage: Eukaryota; Fungi; Ascomycota; Sordariomycetes; Sordariales; Sordariaceae
Exons: 3
Coding region: 1-483 (160 amino acids)
Source: RefSeq, a predicted model, not a curated record
AUGCCAGUCCGCGGGCCCGUCCCCGUCAACCUGACCACCAGACAGGCCGCCGAGGUGCUCAAGGUCGGGCCCAUGACCAUCCGCGUCUACGAGGACGGAUCCCGCACCGGCGACCGCAUCAGCGCCAUCCUGUUGGAGCUCCCAGCGGGGGUUUCCGGGCCGCCCAUGCAUUGGCAUCGGUUUCAUGACGAGUUGUUUUUUGUCGUCAAGGGGACAUGUCGCUUCGUAACACCCGACGCCGAAGUGGACGCCACGGCCGGAGACCUCAUGACAGUCCCGCCGGGAGCCAUCCACACGUUCAAAAAUGCGUCGAAGACGGAAGCCUGCGAGGUGUAUAUGACUGCCACGCCAGGCCAUUACGUCGAUUACUUUCGAAUGCUCUCCAAGGCUGGUACGGAGGGGAAAAUGCUUAGCAAGGAGGAGAUAGAGCAUCUUAUGGCGCUGUUUGGGACAUUUCCGCCGGAUAUCGAGUCAGAGCCUUAGAAGAGAGAGAAAAAGAAAAAGAAAAAGAAGGUUUUUUUCUUUU